AUGUAUUAUAAAGAAAUCGAACUGGAUAUGGAUAAACAUUUGAAACACACAGUCAGUGAACCUUGCGAAGCUUCAACUCACGCUGGUGGUCUUUUCGCCAUUGCCAAAGAUUAUUUUCUAGAGCUUGGAACUUAUGAUCCUGGUUUACUUGUGUGGGGUGGAGAAAAUUUUGAACUCUCUCUCAAGGUUUGGCAAUGUGGGGGCAACCUUUUGUGGGUCCCUUGUUCUCGAGUUGGUCAUGUUUACCGACCUUUCAUGCCUUACUCAUUUGGAUCUUUAGCAAAUAAACGGAAAGGUCCUCUCAUCAUUACCAAUUACAAGAGAGUCAUUGAAGUUUGGUGGGAUCAACAAUUUAAAGACUAUUUCUACACUCGUGAACCUUUGGCUACAUUUUAUGAUCCAGGAGAUUUUUCUGCCCAGUUGGCAAUUAAAGAUAAACUUCAAUGUAAAUCCUUUAAAUGGUUCAUGGAUCGUAUUGGCCAUGUUGUCUAUAAACAUUUCCCUCCAUUGCCCAAGAAUGUCCAUUGGGGCGAAAUCAGGAAUAAAGUAAAUAAUAAAUGUCUCGAUACUGGUUCAUCAGCACCGCCGAGAACUGUUCAUUUGUCUCAGUGUCAUUCUUCUGGUGGCAACCAACUGUUCUGACUCAAUGAAGAAAGACAAGUUGGUGUUGGUGAAAGGUGCAUUGACGCUGAUAAUCAUAAGAUGAGUCUAAUAUAUUGUAAAUUAGGAUCUGUUGAAGGUCCUUGGUCAUAUGGUGAACAUACUCAACAAAUGGUGCAUACAUCUUCAACAACAUCGAAAUGUCUACAGUUCUUUAAAAGUGAUUCUAGCGUUAAAUUGGCUACAUGUGAUCCAAAUGACGAUUUACAAAAAUGGAUUUGGUCAAAGAUUACUUCUUUCGUCAGUCAAAAUGAAGAUUAAUAAUUUAUAUCUAUCAACAGUUAUACAACGUUUUUAUAACAUAAUAUUUGAUGAAUUAUUACUAAAUCGAAGCGCUUGGUUUCAACAAUGUAAACAAAGAAGCACAAAAAUAACCAGCUAUGGUUACAAAAAUUCAUCAACCAACGAUUUAACCGAAUCAUUCCUAUUAACUUUAAAAUGAAACAUUAUGUGAUCCUAACUAUAAAGUGAUCUAAACUCGUUUUAGAUGGAAUGGGAUGUUCAUAUUUCUAUUAUUAUCUGUGAUGUGCCUUAUGGAUUUGUUUUAUAAAACACCUUUCAAUUCAA
Tetranychus urticae (two-spotted spider mite) is the source of this 1227-nucleotide messenger RNA. Lineage: Eukaryota; Metazoa; Arthropoda; Arachnida; Trombidiformes; Tetranychidae. The record is from RefSeq and is a predicted model, not a curated record.